Aspergillus brunneoviolaceus CBS 621.78 is the source of this 2778-nucleotide messenger RNA. RefSeq lists its product as uncharacterized. Lineage: Eukaryota; Fungi; Ascomycota; Eurotiomycetes; Eurotiales; Aspergillaceae. The transcript has 2 exons. Gene Ontology annotation, molecular function: oxidoreductase activity. The record is from RefSeq and is a predicted model, not a curated record. The coding region runs from base 1 to 2778 and encodes 925 amino acids.
AUGCCCCACCCCCACGCUCCGAAGAAAGUAGCCAUCAUCGGUACGCACCCUCAACUCCGCCGUCCCCUCCCCCUCAACAUCCCCAAAUACUAUACUAUACUAACACAAUUAAACCCAGGAGCCGGCCCCUCCGGCCUCGUCACCGCCAAGACCCUCCUCCACAAUGCCCCCGGGGGAUUCUUCCUCCCCACAAUCUUCGAGAAAACCACCCGCAUCGGCGGGCUGUGGGCUUGCCCUGCAACAGACGGAGCAGACACCGCUCUGCAUCAGGCUCAGACCCAGACCCAGACCCAGACCCAGAGUCGCCGAAAAAACAGAGGCUUCGUGAACCCCGCCAUGCGCACGAAUCUCAGUCGGUACACGGUCGCGUUCUCGGAUCUGGGUUGGGAGAGCGUCCUCGGGGAGGGUGGGAGGGAGAUGAUGCCGAUGUUUCCGGAGGCGAGGCAGGUGCGCAGGUACUUGGACACGGAUGAUACCGGUACGCGGACGGAGCGAUUUGAUUACCUCGUUGUCGCGUCGGGGUACUUUGCUCGGCCGGUGGGGCUGGAUAUCCCUAUCUCUGGGUUCGAGGGGGAGAUGGUGCAUAGUUCUGCGGUGCAGGAGAUGGAGGAUGUGCAGGGGUUGUUGGAGCGGGUUCGGGUUGGGGGAUCUGGUGAUGCUGAUGCUGAUGCUGAUGCUGAUGCUGAUGCUGGAGGGAAAUUAGUGGUCGUGGGGGGCAGUAUGUCGGGCGUCGAGGCUGCGUCGGCGGUGGCCUUGCAUCUUUCUUCUUCUUCUUCGACUCCUGGCCAUGCGCCGCUCGAAGUCCAUCACAUCUGCUCACGUCCGUUCUGGACGGUGCCGACCUACUUACCCCACACAUCUCCCGACCAAGAAGCCCCCGGGACGGCGGUAAAUUUCCUCCCCCUCGACCUCGUCUUCUACGAUCGUGCCCGUCGUCCCCCCGGCCAGAUCGAGUACGCUGUCGGCCCGCUCGCGCCGGACCAGAUCUCCAGAUCGAAUGCCUGGUUCCGCCAGCUGCUGGGCAGCGAGUACGCACGGAUCGGGAGCUUUGGCGUCUGUCCGGAGGAUUCGGAGCUGCAACCCUCCUGGGUGGCCAUCGGCAACGACUACGCGGAAUACGUGCGCGCCGGGGCCGUCAAGGUCACCAUCGGCCGCGUCGCCCAUCUGAGCUCGUCGAACGAUCGCGCACGCGCACGUGUGGCAAUCAGCCUCCCAACCGGAGAAUCCAGCAUCCUGGACAACGUCGCUGCCAUCAUCCUAGCCACGGGCUUCACGCCCCGCGACUCGCUCGCCUUCCUCCCGCCCUCCAUCCUCUCGACUCUCGAAUACGCCCCAGACGACGCAUUCAUCCCCCUCGUCCUCGACAAUAAGGGCACCUCACACUCCGAGAUCCCGGAUCUGGGGUUUGUGGGCUUCUACCGCGGUCCCUACUGGGGUGUCAUGGAGAUGCAAGCGCGGAGUCUGACCGCGCGCUGGAGUAGAUCUCCGGCUGAGCAAUCGACACAAGACCGCUCCCCUACCCUCGCAAAGGAAACCGGACCCGAAACCGAGAGGGAGAAACUGCGCCGCCUCCGCCACCAGACCAAACACAGGAGCCAGUUCCCCAUGGGCGACUACGUCGGCCUCAUGGAGUCCUUCGCCAGGGAGCUGGGGAUUCCUCGCCUGCCUAUUCCAACCCCAACCCCAAACCCAAACCCAGACUCAGCUUCAGACCAGCAGCGCCCGCUCCUUGACCCCGUCAUACCGGCUAGAUAUCCCUACCCCUCCGCAGCUUCAGACCAGCAGCGCCCGCUCCUUGACCCCGUCAUACCGGCUAGAUAUCCCUACCCCUCCGCUUCAGCUUCAUCGUCAGGACCCGAUAACCCCACAAAGACCCUGAGUUCCCUAACCACCACCCUCGCCCCGACCCCUAGCAGAGCAUCCACUGGCGAAGCGCCAACAGCAACAGCAACAGCAGCAACAACAGCCAUCUUCCGCGCCCUACACGGCGCAUGGCACUUCUCCCGAACAACAACGACAACCACAACAAGACCCCACAAGAACGAACCCUCUGCUUCGCUAUCAGAACCGGAACCAUUGGAUACCAAAACAGAAUCACCAGCCACCGGCUCCGCUCUCUUCAAACCACGCUACACCACCCUGCCAGGCUACGAGCGCGAGUAUCUUUACACUGAGAUCGCAACAGAAACUGAAACAAACCCCAAGCCUCAGGAUCAGCCCCCGAGUCCACCGCACCAACCAGAAACCACAGGGCCAUCACGCAGUAGCGAUAGCAAUACCACUCUAGAGGAUGGGGUCAAGCGAUCCGUGUACCGGCUUCUCGGUGAUGGGGGCGGGGGGUCUGCGUUCAGGGACGGCAACUGCGAUCGGGGCGGAGGGAUUCAUGUUUGGGAUUGGAAGUGUGAUGCUGGUACUGAUGCUGGUACUGGUAGUGGGGAGGGUGUGGAGGGUGAUGGAGGUAGCGGCUGUCAGGAGGGGAGAGUACGUGCCCCUCCAGCGGAGCGGUUCUCGCAUGGUAUACAAGUCUCGCGGGCGAGUUUGGGGGGUGGGGCGUUCGAUGGUGGAGAUGAGCAUGAGCCGAAGGACGCAAGUGGAAGCGGGAGUGGACGGAGGUGGUAUAGGAUUUGUGGCAUUGGAAAGAAUACUGCUGGGUGGGGUGGUGCUACGUGGGAAUAUAUAUUUCAUUUAGAGGGGGUGUCCAUCAUACGGUGGGAGUGCGUGAGCGCGAUAGAACUGGAGUCUGGUCGGAAGCUCACGAGGACGCUUUAUCUACGCUGA